Molecule: messenger RNA, 1104 nt
Organism: Metarhizium robertsii ARSEF 23
Lineage: Eukaryota; Fungi; Ascomycota; Sordariomycetes; Hypocreales; Clavicipitaceae
Product: L-arabinitol 4-dehydrogenase
Exons: 2
Coding region: 1-1104 (367 amino acids)
Biological process (GO): D-sorbitol catabolic process
Molecular function (GO): L-iditol 2-dehydrogenase (NAD+) activity
Source: RefSeq, a predicted model, not a curated record
AUGCCCCCCGCAGCCGCCGGCCUUUCUCUGAAGCCAAAUAUUGGUGUUUAUACGAAUCCAAAGCAUGACUUGUGGAUUAGCGAGGCCGAGCCUACUGCUGAGAGUGUUUCCGCGGGCUCGGAUUUGAAACCCGGUGAAGUGACAAUUGCUAUUCGAAGCACCGGUAUUUGCGGCUCUGAUGUUCACUUUUGGCACGCUGGCUGUAUCGGCCCCAUGAUUGUGGAAGGAGACCACAUCCUGGGUCAUGAAUCUGCUGGCGACGUCAUCGCAGUGCACCCAUCCGUCACAAGCUUGAAGGUUGGAGACCGUGUGGCAGUUGAGCCCAACAUCAUCUGCAAUGCUUGCGAGCCCUGCUUGACAGGGCACUACAACGGCUGCGAGAAUGUCGCCUUCUUGUCCACUCCCCCCGUGCCGGGGCUUUUACGCCGAUAUGUCAACCACCCGGCUGUGUGGUGCCACAAGAUUGGCGACAUGUCGUAUGAGAACGGCUCACUUCUUGAGCCCUUGAGUGUAGCUCUUGCCGGCAUGCAACGAGCCAAGAUGCAGCUCGGAGACGCAGUCCUGGUCUGUGGUGCCGGCCCAAUCGGACUGGUCACUUUACUGUGUUGCGCUGCCGGUGGCGCUAGCCCCCUCGUUAUCACUGACAUAUCAGAGAGCAGACUCGCUUUUGCCAAGGAGCUCUGCCCGCGCGUAAUUACUCACAAGAUCGAACCCGGCUCCGCUGAGGACACGGCAAAGGCCAUUGUAAAAGCAUUUAACGGAGUUGAGCCUGCCCUGACCAUGGAGUGCACCGGUGUCGAAAGCAGCAUCAGCGCUGCCAUCUGGGCGACCAAGUUUGGCGGCAAGGUGUUCAUCAUUGGUGUUGGAAAGAACGAAAUCAACAUUCCAUUCAUGCGCGCCAGCGUGCGUGAAGUCGACAUUCAGCUGCAAUACCGGUACAGCAACACUUGGCCUCGAGCCAUUCGCCUGGUGGAAAGCGGUGUCAUUGAUUUGUCGAGGUUGGUGACGCAUAGGUUCCCCCUUGAAGACGCCUUGAAGGCCUUUGAGACGUCGGCAGACCCGAAGAGCGGGGCUAUCAAGGUACAGAUUCAGAGUUUUGACUAG